Messenger RNA from Closterium sp. Naga37s-1, 10725 nucleotides. Lineage: Eukaryota; Viridiplantae; Streptophyta; Zygnematophyceae; Desmidiales; Closteriaceae. The record is from the annotation of a GenBank genome assembly.
AUGUUUCGUACGCCGUCGCACUCAGAAUGUCGUCCAACCACACCGUCACGUCAGACGUCGACCGUUAUUACAGACGGCAGGAAUUUUACGGCAGACAGCCGGCUGCUGUCGUCAGACGACGAGGAGGAGCUCACAGGCUGGACCGACGGAAGUAGCCGGCAGCCGUUAGCGAGUAAAGCGUCAGGCCGUAAAGGGGACGUAGAGCCGACGGUAUCUGGCAGGAAAAUCAAGGAUGAAACAGGCAGAGAGAAAGGAGGAAGGACGAAGGGGAAAGCGGGGCGCGAUAAAGAGGGCGUGGACAAAGAGGAGCCGAGGAAGGAAGGGAGGAGGAAGGAGGAGAGGAGGAAGAAGUCGCGGUCAUGGAGCGACAUGUCCGCUGAGAGCGACGACCGAUUGCUCGCCACUCACGAUGAUGGAAGCAACCGCGGUGCCGUGAAACCUUGGAACUCUGGGGAAUCUCCCGAAGCGCGCGAUGUUUUGUUGGUUUCUGACCCGAGUGGUCUCGCUAGGGUUGACUCAGCAGGGUCCCCGUCGAACCUGGCGCAGUCGUGGUGGCGCGUGCCUCGGUCACACAGCCGAGCCGAGAGCACAGGCUCGGCGAGCUCAUCAAUUCCCGGGCCUGGCUUUCUGGAAGUCCAGGGUCGGAAGAAUGAGGAUGAAAUUGCGGUCGACCAAUCAGGUGAUGCCAGGUCAGCGUCCCCCAUCCCCCACAUUGGCUUGCGCAAGCAUGUAAAGAGACGACUAUCCAGGAUAUUGGGACACGUGAAAGGGAAGCUUCUGGGUAAUGGGGAAGAGGAGGAAGGGGCGGAUGCUGGGGACAGGUGGGAGGAGGAGGCACGCGCAAGGAAAGGGCACGCGGAGGAGGGCGGGUGGGGAAGAGCGGGGGAGGGGGAGUGGGGGGAGAGCGAGGGGGACGGGGAGGGCAGCGAGAGCAGUUUCGUGCCUGGGAGCGAGGGAGGCAGCGUGGUGGUGUGGAGCGAGUCAGGCACGGUGACCACAGGGGGCGCGUGGAGCGAGGCGGAGAGCGUGGUUAUCCACCACUCCCACGCAUCUCACCCCGCACGCUCCACACCUAGAGUCUCGUCGCAUGACGGCAACAGCAGUGGUGCUGAUAAUGCUGCUGGCCGUGCGUCGAAGCAGCAGCAGCAAGGGCGCAUGGGGGGGCGUGCGGGGAAAGAGCAGGGCCAGAGCAGCAGCGGGAAUGCUUGGGGGAGCGGGUGGAGAGGCGGAGAGGAAGCGGUAGAGGAGGGAGCACGCGCGCAGGUCCCUGUGCGCAAAACUGCCGCGGACUGGUUUGAGGACGAUGAGGAUGACGAGUGGGGGCUCGCUGGCGAGGCGAGGGGGGAAGAAUCUGAGAGCGUGGCGGGGGACGCAGGUGGGAGCGGCAGCUGGGGUAGGAGUGGGAGCGCGCAGCAGCGCGCGCAGGGCGAUGGGAGGGGCGCAGGGGGGUUGACGCGCAAGCCCGUUGACGUGGCUGGGGCGGAUGAGUUUGGUGAGUGGAGCGAGAGCGGUUCUAGCGAGGGGGAGACGGAGGAGGAGAAGAGGCGGAGAGAGGAGGUGCUGCGGAGGCGGAGGGCGCAGGCGGAAGGGGGGCGCGGGGGACGGGGGUCCGCGCAGAGUGGCAGUGGGUGGGGUGGGCGGAAGAGUGAGGAGGAGAGAGGGAAUGGUUGGGAGGGAGGGAGUGGGAGAGAGAGAGGGAGUGGGAAGGAGAGAGGGAGUGGGAAGGAGAGAGGGAGUGGGAAAGAGGGAGGGAGUGGGAGGGAGAGAGGGAGUGGGAGGGAGAGAGGGAGUGGGAAGGAGAGAGGGAGUGGGAAGGAGAGAGGGAGUGGGAAGGAGAGAGCUACGGCUAACAAACAAGAUGCGAGUGAGGCUUAUGUGCAAAGUGACAGCGCCAGGCGAGCAGCAGGCGCAGCAGCCGCGUGGGAAAGGAUUGUGGGGAAGAAAGCAGCCCCUUCCCCUGCUGCACCUACUCAUGCCCCUGCUGCCCCUGCUGCUUCUGCCCCGGCUGCAUCUACCCCUGUCGCGUCCGCCCGUGGUACACCCACCUCAAGAGUCGCCGCCCCCCUGGCAUCCUCAGCCCUCCCUGACUUUGACUCUCUCAGCGACACCACCAGCAGCGGCAGCGACAGCGGUGACGUCAGAUGCAGCAAGAGCAGGCAGCAGGGCAAGGGCAAGGGCAGGGUGUCGAUGGUGCCACACUCGCUUCCAAUGAGUCUCAGUACCACGGAGCACGGCUUUCUCUCCAGCCCUGAGUACGAUGAGGCUCUGGGCAGUGGGCAGGCGCCUUCCAUGCUGCCCAAGUCCUUCCUCCCGCCCUCCCGCAGCCUCACUACCGCUGCUGAAGCCGCUGCUGCUGCUGCUGCGGCUGGUGCUUCUGGGGGCAGCAGCUGGACGUCCAGCCUCGGCGCCCCUGCCUCUGCUGCCAGCCCUGCUGGAGGCUCGGGGAUAGGGUCUGGUGCGGGUCUGGGGUCGUGGAAGAGCAUGAAGCGCCGGCUCGGCCGGGCCACGAGCGUGGGCUCGGUGCAGACGGAUAUGGAUGGGUGGUGGAGUGAGGAUGGGUGGAGCGAGAUGGGGAGGGGUGAUGGGCGGGACGAGGUGGGCAGCUGGUGGGACGAGGAGAGUGUGAUGAGCAGCUUCAGAGGGGAGAGGGGGGGCGGUGGAGGGGGAACAGGGGGGUGGAUGCGGAGUCUGUCUCGAGGGAGCAUUGGAGGGGGAGGGGAGUGGGGGGAGAGUGGAAGUGUCCCAGGCACGCCAUCUUCUGGCCGCCCCAAGACUGCUGACCCGGCAUUCGGCCGCAGUGGACUAGGACGCCUGAAUUCAGGCGAGGGGGGACGUGGAGCGGGGGAGGGGUUGGCAGCAGGGGGGGGAACCGGGGGGGAUGGCGCGGGCGCGGAAGGGGGCGGAGGGGAGGCGGACGUGAGGGCAUCGAGCUCGUUUCUGGUGAACUGGCGGCGCAAGCGGCGGCAACUACAGCAGGAGCAGGCAAGGAUGCAGGAUGCUCUAGCAGCAGGGGGCGGGGUGGGCCGGCCGGAGCGAGGGUCCAGGAGGAUCGUCGCCGCCGCCAAGCCUCUGGUUCGGAUCCGAGGCUCGGGAGUAGGUUCGAUGGGGGGGAUGGACGGGGGAAGGGGGCUGGAGCGGGUGGUUGAGAGGCGUGGGGAGGGGGGUUGGUCGGAAUCAUGCAGUAGUGGGAGUUGUGGUGGUAGUGCCAACAGCAGUGGACGGAGGAUGGGGGAAGCGGACAGCCAAAGCAGCAGCAGGCGAGGGAAUGGUGCUGGGAGCUCCUCCCUUGCUGCUCCGGGUCUCUCACGUACUGCUGCUGCUGCUGCUGCUGCGAGUGGUUCUGCUGGUGGUGGUGGCAGGGGCAUGGGCAGCAGUGGGGCUGCGGGGGGAAGGGCACUGGUGAAGCAUGCGAGCUGGCAGCAGGAGAGGGUGAUCAGGCAGGGCAGCCCAUGGGGGUCCAGAGGCGCAGGCGCAGGGGCAGGCGCGCUUCUGCAAUCCGUGGGGCAGGGGGGGCGUGGGGGCGAGGGGGGACGCGAGGGGGGUGAUGCUAGGGGAAGAGGGGGAGAUGGCGGUGGGAGGGGCGUGGGAGGGCGGCAGUUUGUGCGGCACUUGAGCCUGCAGGAGCGGGGCAGUGGAGGUGCGGGGGGCAUGGAAGCCAAGGUUGUGGAGGGAGGAAGGAGGGCAGCGGGAGGAGGGGGAGGAGGAGGGGGAGGAGGAGGGCUAGGAGGGUGGUUGCCUGGCAGGCCUGGGUUGCCGCCUUCAGGAUCGAUGUCAAGCCGAAGCACUGGCAAGGCGCCACCUGCUUUGAGCCCCACUGCCCCAACUCACAGUGCUGCCACUGCCGCCAUAACUAGCAGUAUCAGCAGCGCCAGCAGCAGCAGCCGGUCAGGGCGGGUUUUUCAGAAGAACCUAAGCCUCCCAGAGGAGAGGAUCUCCCGACGGAGCAGUGGCCACUGGGACGCUGCCACGUCAGCAGCAGGAAGCGACUCAAACCCCAGAACCCCUCAGCUAGCCAGUCCAGCUGGCCGCUCCCCAUUGGCUGGCAGGGGGCUGAGCGCGGCUGAGAGGGGGGGAAGCAGGGAUUGGGGGGCAGGGCGAGCAGGGGCGCCCGAGACAGCAGGGGGGACAACAGGUGAGCGGAGGUUUGUGCGGCACCUGAGUCUGCAGGAGGAGGGGGGCGGCCGUCACAGGAAGAGCUUCAGUCAGUGGUCCUUAGGCCUGGGCCUCGUUGCUGCUGCCGCCUCACCUGUAACCCCAGGCUCGGUGGGAGGCUCGGAGCGCAGGUCCGGGCUGGGUGGUUCGGAGAGGCGGCUGGCUCGGAGGAUGAGUUUGGGAGGUGGGGAGGUGUUCAGUGCUAGCGAGUUGGGGAUAGCUGUGGAGCAGUGGGAGGGGUGGCGCGAGGGUGUGGGGGGACUACUGAGAAAGGUGGCGGGGGGUAGCAAGGACGAGAGCACAGCAGGUGCUGCUGCUGCAGCAGGGACUGGUGGGAGGCGCAGUGGUGGUGUGGGGGGACAGCAGCAGAGCAGCUUGGCAGGGGGGAGUGGGGCGGAGGCGGGUGAGAGGGGAGCGGGGGGCGCGGGGGAGGCGAGGGCGGAGAGGCGGGCACGGUACGCCCUGAGGGGCGUGCAGGGCAGCCGGCUGAGGGAGCGUGCGUUCAGACAGCGCUGGGGUGCAGGUGGGGCGACGCCUGUUGUGGAAGAGGGUGAGGAGGAAGGCGAGGAGAGUGAAAGGAGCACAGCGGGCGAGGUGGGGGUGGCGGAUGGGGAGGGGAGGAGAGUGCAGAGUGAGGUGGAAAGGAGGGCGGAGGGCAAGGGGGAGGGGGGGGCCAAGGGUGCGAGAAACGGAGAGCGGAAGAGUGAGGUGAAUGGGGAGAGGAAGGGGGAGGGGAAUGGGGUGGAAGCGGAGGAGAACAAGGGGGGGGGGAAGGGCGAGGGAAGGAUGGAAGAGACGGAGCAGGAAAAGGAGGAGGUGAAGAAGGAACAGGGGCUGCAAAGUGUCUCUGAGAAGAGGAGGAUGAGAGUUGGAGAGGAUUCGAAUGAGAACCAUGAACGACUGAGAGGAGGUGAGGAGGCAGAGGGGAGAAGUCGCAGGGUAGAGCAGGAGGCGGUGAGAACGAGUGACGGAACGAGAGGGGAGAGUGGUGGUGGUGGGGACGAGGACAACAGGGAGGUCCGAAGGAGGAAUGAGGAGGGUGUGCGCGGAGGUGGGGAGAGCGCAGCAAGGGGUGAGGAAGCAGGGCAGGGCAACACUGAUGCGGGCGGUGGUGGGGGCGGUGGUGGGGGCGGUGGUGGGAGUGGUGGUGGGGGUGGUGGUGGGGGCAUUGAUGGGGGACGUGAAUUGCCGUGGAAAUCAGGAUGGCAGAAGCAGGCGGGGCAAUCGAUGUGGGUGUAUGAGGCACGUGGGGAAGAGAAGGAGAUGGGCCAUGCGGUGAAGGCGGAGGAGCAGUUUCAGAGACACACACAUGGUGAGAUGAAGGGGCAGGGGGAGACGAAGGAGAAGGAGAAAGACAAGGAGCGGGAGAGGGAGCAGGAGAGGGAGCAGGAGAGGGAGCAGGAGAGAGAGAAGGCUAAGGAGAGAGAAAAGGAGCAGCAUGAGAUGCAGAGGGGGCAUGGGCAGGGAAGCGUGCAGCGAAACAUGGCAGGGCAAGAGCUGCUGCAUGCAGAGGGGGUUGGGAAGGAGGGGAGGGCGGGUGUGGGUGCAGACGCAGGCAGCACAAGUCUGUUGACCCGCAGCUCUAGUGUGCCACAUCCUGCUGCCCUUGCUGUGCCUCACCCCCAACCUGCUCCUGCUGUGUCCCGUCUCUCUGACCCGUCGCGCUCUAGCUCACAGCGUCAGCAGCACCAGUCCCCGCGCCACCUACCGCAGUCCCCACAGCACCCCCAUGAGCAGCAGUCUCCGCACCACCAGCACCGCCAGCCCGGUCGACCCAGAGGCCUCGUGAAGACUCUCAGCCUGCCGCCCUCUGCUCUCUCCGCUGCUGCUUCUGCCUCUAGUGUUCACACUGUUGCACCUGGAGGGCCUACUUCUCCACUGCACCUUUCCUCCCUGGCACCACGCUCUGUUCUACCCGCGCUGCGCCCCUCUUCCCCCGCGCUGUGCCCCUCUUCCCCCUCACUGCGCCCCUCUUCCCCCUCUCUGCGCCCCUCUUCCCCCUCACUACGCCCCUCGUCCCCCUCACUACGCCCCUCGUCCCCCACUCCCUUACCCAAUGGCCGGGGGAGUGUGAGGCGUGCAGGGGCACGAGCAUCUGAGCGCCCCUCAACGGCCCCAUUACAGCGCUCCUCCACUGCCCCUCAGGAGCGCCCCUCAAUCACGCCACUGCAGCGCCCGUGCUCCCCUCAGCCUGCACUGCACAAGGCAGUGGGAGCAAGGGCGCCUGAGCAUCGCAGCACACAUGCAGCCGCCCGUUCAGCCCACGUGCCUGCCCCCCACCCUCACCCUGCUGCCUAUCCGUCCCCUGCCACUCAGUCUUCCCCUGUUGUCAUCUCAGCCUCUGCUGUUGACCCUCCCCUUGCCACGCCAGUGGAGCAGCUGGCAACGGGCAGGGUGGGGAGUGAGGCGGGUGCGGCCCUGGACGGACGCAGUGUGGGUGUGGGAAGAAGGGGUGGAGGGGCGGGCAGUGGGCGCAACAGUGAGGAGCAUGGGAGUGGCAGGUCGAGCGGCAGUGUGGGUGGGAGUGGGAGGUCGAGUGGCAGUGCGGGUAUGAGCGGGAAGGCAACCGGCAAUGUGGUUCGGUGCAGGAGAGCAAGUGGGAGCGGGGAGAGCAACGGGAGUGGCGUGCGAAUGAGUGCGGACGAGGGUGAGGGCGAGGGUGAGGGCGAGGGUGAGGGCGAGGGUGAGGGUGAGGGUGCAGGUGGCAGCAGGAGAGAGGAGCGGCAGGAGGGGAAUGCUGGAGGUGAGAAAGGGAAGAAGGGAAAGGAGAGGGAAGUGGGGAGGAAGGGUGGGCAGAGGAGAAAGUCGCAUGAGGAGGGGUUGGAGGGAGAGAAGGGAGAGCGGACGCUUGGGGAUGGGGACAGGGAGGAAUCGGAAGAGUUGGGGGCUGAGAGGGUGAGCGCGGAAGGGGAGGAGAGUGGAGAGCACGGGGGAAGGCAUAAGAAGCUGGCGAAGGGGUGUGAUGGGCACAUGCAUGCAGGGGUGGGCAGGAGUGGAGGCGCUUGCAAGGAGAAACGGCAGGAUGAGGAGCACAAGAGAGGUCAUGAGAGGUCAGGAAGCAAGGAGAGCAGCAGGCACGAGAAGGGCCGUGAGAAAGGUCUCGCGGUGGAGCAUGGGGAGGGGAGGGAGCAGCAGGUUCUGACCCCGAAGCACCCAGAAAAGAGCCCGAGGAAAGCAGGGAAGGCCUCUAAGAGCCCAAAGGGUGCAGCAGCAGUGAAGAGUCCAAAGAGGUCUAAGAAGAGCCCGAGGGAGGUGGAGAAACGGCACGGAAGGCACGACGCGAGAGACGAGGGGGGAACAGCUGUGGAGAUGGUGGUGCAUAGGGUGCAGGUGAAGGGUGGAGAGCAAGGGCUUGUGAUAGCAGGGAAGGAGGAGAGAGUAGGGGGGGAUGGGGCAGGGAAGGAGGAGAGAGUAGGGGGGGAUGGGGCAGGGAAGGAGGGAGGACGAGAACAGAGGGACUUGGAUAAGGUGGCGGAGGGGGGUGAGGGUGGGAAGGGGGAACGGGAGAGGAAAGGGGAGAAGCAGCGGAGGGAGAAGCGGCACAGUAGGGAAGAGAAGGGAAAGCAUGGGGGGGAGAAGGGGGAGGGGGAAGUGGACACGGGGAAGCACGGGGGGAAGAAAGAGGGGAAGAAAUCGAAAGAGGGGCAAACGAAGGGAGAGAGUUUGGGAGAGAAGGGAAGCCAUGAGGAGAAGCAAGGGGAGCAUGGGAAGCAUAGGGAGGAGAAAGGGAAGCGUAGGGAGGAGAAAGGGAAGCAUAGGGAGGAGAAAGGGAAGCAUAGGGAGGAGAAAGGGAAGCAGGAGGAAGAGGGUGAGCAUGGGGAAGGGGCUUGUGGGACUGGUGGUGGUGUCAAGGCAGAGAGGGAGGCGGGUGGGAGGGAAGGAGGAGCGAGGCGAGGGAGGGAUAGGGAGAAGCGGAGGAAGAGCAGCAGUGGGUCCGACUCCGUGCUCUCACAUACCCAUGCCUCCCUGGCCUCACCUCUGGACCACUCCUUGCCUCCCACCCCUACCGCUGCUGCCGUUACUGCUGCUGCGGCAGAGGCCACGCCAUGCCUCACCGCUUCCAGCAGCUGUGCCUCUUCCUCAGACGUCAGUCUGGAUCUGCAUGCCCAUCCGCACGCACCCAUGCAUGGUGCUGUGCAUGCGCCCCUUGAUGCGGCACAUCCCCUCGUACACACUUCUGCUGCAGCACCCAUCCAUGCCACACCUCCCCCUGCGCCCGGCACAGCAUGCCAAAACGGGACAGCUGGCACUUGUGAUGAUGGUGGCAUUGGUGGCGACGGCACUGACUCGCAGCAGCAAGCCCAGGCAGCUUCACACUUGGAGGAGCUGCUUGGUAAUUCGAACAGCACUGCUGUUGCCGGUGCUGCUGCUGGUGCUGCCGUAGUGGCUGCUGAUGCGCAUGGAGGUGUGCGCCUGGAAGGCAGCACACGGCGGCAGACAUUAGGACAGCAGGGGUGGGUGCAGGAUGGUGGGGAUGCACUGCCGUGUGGUGAUGGGGAGGAGAGGAGAGAUGAUGAGGAGCAAGGGGGAAGCGGGGAGGAGUUGGAGGAAGGGGAGUUAGGGGAAGAAGGGGAGGAAGUUGAAGAGGAAGAGGAGGGGGAAGAGGGGGAGGAGGGCAAGGAGGAGGAGGGGGAGGAGGACGAGGAGGAGGAGGUGGAGGAGGACGAGGAGGAGGAGGGGGAGGAGGACGAGGUGGGCAGAGAGGUGCAGGUGUAUGGCAUGGUGCCUGUGGAAGACGAGCUGUUGCUGGUGGGGGUGGAAGAAAGUGAUGCAUGCGAUGCUGCAAGUGGUGGCGCUAGUGGGGAUGUGUCCCAGGAUCAGCUGACUGGGGAGCAGAUGGAAGCAGAGCAGCAGGAGCAGGCGCAACAGCAGGAGAACGGGGAGCAAGAGGAGCAAGCGCAGGAGCAGCAGGAGCCGCUGCCGAUUGCGGGGUCUGUGCGAGCAGAGGAGGGGCGAGAGAAGGAAUCCGCUGCAGCUACAGCACGUCAGGGCUUGCAGAAAGAAGCUUCCACUGUGGAUGAUAGUGACGUGGCAGGUGCUGGCGACGCAGAUCGUGAUGUGGCAUGUGGUGACAGCGCAGGUGAUGACAUGGCAGGUGGUGACGUGGCAGAUGAGGCCAGUGCGAGGGCAGAAACUGUGGUGGAUGCAGCAUCAGCAGACGCUGCAAGGGAUACCGGCCGGGAGGCAUCCCAGCCUGCUACCAGCCACGUGGGGAUUGGCAGCAGCAGCGAGGCGAGCAGGGAGGAUGGCGAGAGUGGUUCAGAGGAGGAGCAAGGGGCUGUGAGCGCUUGCAAUGAGGGGGAGGGGCAGGGCCGCAAGGCAGCGCUGCUCUCACCUCUGCACCUGGGGUCGUUCAAGCUCUCUGCUUGGAGCCCUGGCAGUGCUGCACUCGAGGGUAGCAGGGGGGACAGCAUUGGCGCUGCCGUCAAGGGCACGGAGGAGCAGAGGAGCUUCCGCUUCCACCCCGCUAGCUCUCUUGUCAUCCACGUGCCCCGCACCGCGUCCCCCUCUCCCCCCCACUCCCCGGUCUCCUCCUCGCCUUCCUCCUCUGCCCUUACACCCGCACCAACCACCCCCACGGCCCCUCUCACUCCCUCCACGCCGCUCACUCCCUCCACGCCGCUCACCCCCUCCACGCCGCUCACCCCACGGCGCAGCAUCUUCACACCUCGCUCGCUGCUCUCUGCGUCGCUUGGUGCGUUUACUGGCGGCACAGGCAGUGGCCUGGGCAAGGGGCGAGCAGGCAGCAGCAACACCGGAAAGAGGGGGACUCCCAGCAAGGCUGGCGACAGCUGGUUCAGGAGCAGCAGUGCCAGCAGUGCUGCCACUUCUGUCAGCGCUUCUGGUGCUGCUGCAGGUUCAAGUGGCACUGGUGCAGCAGGUGCGGCUGGGGGAGGUCGUACUCGUGGCUUUGGUGGUGGUAGCUGGAUUGAGGGGAGGAAGCCAAGGAGCGAGCACUCUUCAAAGGAGCAACGGCAGCAGAAGCAGCAGCAGAAGGAGGAAGAGGAGCAGGGGAAGGGGAAGGCAAAGGCGGGGAAGGGGCAGAGGCAGGGCGAGCAGCAGCGGCCGAAAACAGCCUCUGCAGCAAUAGGCCGGGCAAAAGGACGGUUGGGGCAGUCUGGGACAAUUAACAGUGGCAGCAGUGGUGCCACAGCCGCGCAUGUGAAGGGCAGCACUGGCGUUGCCAGCCCCAAACUCCCUUAUGCUCAUGAUCCCAUCGCCCUGGACAUGCCCUCCACGACCAGCCAUGCAGCCACUCCACGCAAGGGAGAUAGCGAAGCAGGGCAGCAGCAAGAGCAGCAGAGAGGGUGUCAACCGGCAGUGGGAGGUGAGUGGGACAACGUCAGCAGCAGCAUCAACAGCAGCAGUGGUGGCGAGCACGGGACGUCCAGAGGAGGCACAGGCAGCCAGGGGACUGCUAGGAAGGAGGGCACGCCUGCGCAGCAAGGAGGAAUGGUAGCUGGUUCUGAGGGAGCGUCAGGUGGUGCUGACGGCAAGAGUGACAGAGCAGCGGCGGCAGGCGCUAAGGGGAAACUGCCGUCAUUGCUUGAGAGGCUGGUGAUAGGUCGGUAG